AUGGGUUUCUCGACGAUUGAGUUCGACAAGUACAAUCCCGCCUCGGAAAAGGCAAGCGAUGCCCGCCAGGACCUCGCCCAUCUCGACUACUCCCCGUUGAAACGCAUCACGGGGCGGUCAUGGGCUAUGGGCAUCCUCAUCUCCAUGGGAGGCAUGGUCUUUGGAUAUGACACUGGCCAAGUCUCUGGCUUCCUUGAGAUGCCCGACUUUCUCGAACGUUUCGGCGAGGCCGGUCCCGAUGGCACCUUUCACUUCAGCAACGUCCGCUCCGGUUUGAUUGUCGGUCUCCUCUCCAUCGGUACUCUCAUCGGCGCCCUGUGUGCCGCCCCCAUCGCCGACCGCUUCGGACGCCGCUACUCCAUCUCCUUCUGGUGUAUCAUCACUUCCAUCGGCUUCGUCAUCCAGAUCGCCGCCGAGAGAGCGUGGGAGCAGGUUAUGAUAGGCCGCUUCGUUGCCGGCUUCGGAGUCGGCGCCCUCAGUCUCAUCGUCCCCAUGUUCCAGGCCGAGACGGCUCCGCCAUGGAUUCGUGGUGCUCUCGUGUGCGCAUACCAGCUCUUCAUUACCCUGGGUAUCUUCCUCGCCGCCUGCUUCAACUACGGCACCGUCACACACCUCGAGCACAGCUCUGGGUCGUGGCGCAUUGUCAUUGGUCUUGGCUGGCUGUGGACCAUCAUCCUUGGCGUGGGCAUUCUGGCCUUCCCGGAAACCCCUCGCUUCGACUACCGCAUGGGAAACAUUGAGCGGGCCAAGAGCACUCUCUGCCGCGUUUACGGUGCACCCGAGAACCACUACAGCAUCCAUGUCCAGCUCGAGGAGAUUGAGAGCAAGCUCCGUGCCGAGUCCACGAUCAAGGGCAAUGCCGUCCAAGAGUUCACCGGCAUGUUCAAGGCACCCCGCAUGGCCUACCGCAUUGCCCUGGGAUGCUGUUUGCAGAUGUUCCAGCAGCUUACUGGUGCAAACUACUUCUUCUACUACGGAACCACCAUUUUCGCCUCCGUCAACAUCAACUCCUUCAUCACGCAAAUCAUCCUCAACGUCAUCAACUUCGGCACCACCUUCCUCGGUCUCUACAUCGUCGAGCACUUUGGACGUCGCAAGUCGCUCAUCACGGGUGCCAUCUGGAUGUUCAUGUGCUUCAUGGUCUUCGCCUCUGUUGGUCACUUCAGUCUCGACCAGGAAAACCCCCAGAGCACGGUCGGCCCUGGCAUUGUUCUCAUUGUAUUCGCUGCCCUGUUCAUCUUGGGAUUUGCGACCACUUGGGGUCCUAUGAUCUGGACCAUCCAAGCCGAGCUCUUCCCCUCCCGCUACCGCGCCAAGGCCAUGGCUCUUUCAACGGCCAGCAACUGGAUGUUCAACUUCUUCAUUGGUUUCUUCUCACCCUUUAUCACCGGGGCGAUCGACUUCCGCUACGGCUACGUCUUUGCCGGCUGCAACUUGGUUGGCGCCGCGAUCGUCUACUUCUUCGUCAUUGAGGGUCAGGGUCGCACCCUCGAGGAGAUUGACACCAUGUAUCUGGAGCGUGUUGCCGCCUGGAAGAGCACUCAAUGGGUGCCGCCUUCCGCCGAGGAGAUGCACCGUAUCCGCAAGCAGGCAGGUACCGAAUUGGAUGCUAUCGCAAACGAGAAUGCCUCGCAGAGCGAGAAGAGCGAGGGCAUGCAGUCCAAGGGCGUCAACGGUACCUCUCACCAAGAAAGAGUCUAA
Molecule: messenger RNA, 1701 nt
Organism: Colletotrichum spaethianum
Lineage: Eukaryota; Fungi; Ascomycota; Sordariomycetes; Glomerellales; Glomerellaceae
Product: hexose transporter 2
Exons: 4
Coding region: 1-1701 (566 amino acids)
Biological process (GO): transmembrane transport; carbohydrate transport
Cellular component (GO): plasma membrane
Molecular function (GO): carbohydrate:proton symporter activity
Source: RefSeq, a predicted model, not a curated record